CGCGCAGAACGACAUGUGACGAGCUGUCAUCUCAGAAGAGACUCUUCCUCUCUUAACCUAAAGGACUUACAAAACCAGCGAGAAUGAAAGUUGUGGGACCUACAUGCGCUCUGAAGAGCAAGGUCGGCGGAGACGAGGUGGUCCGCUGCCUGUCGGAUCAGAGCCUGAGCAUCUCCAAGUGCAAGCUGCCGCUCCUGGAUGAGCACAUGAGCGUCUUCCUGCAGGACAUGAACAGCUGCUACAGCAAGCUCAAGGAGCUCGUGCCCACGCUGCCUCCCAACAAGAAGGCGAGCAAGGUGGAGAUCCUGCAGCAUGUCAUUGACUACAUCUGGGAUCUUCAGGUGGAGCUGAACGAGCCAGGAAAGAAGAGUUCCACUCCGCGCACUCCCCUCACCACCCUUAACGCAGAGCUCGCCAGCAUCUCUGUCGAGAAUGGCUGCUCUGAUGACAGAAUUGCGUGCCGUUAAGACAGAAGGCGCACCAGACAACUCCGGGUAUCCAUGGUCCGAGUUCCAGCAUCCCUGACCAAGAAAGACCAAGAGUGCUGUUUCACUCCUGACGCAUUGAACUGUGUGGUGUAUGCAGACUGUGGUCAAAUCCAUGAGGACAUUCCUCGGUCAAAUCAAAUAUGAAAUAUGGGAUGAUCAUAGAUUCAUCAUAUUUCACGUGGUGCAACUUCAGCACAGAUGGCUGUCUGCUGUGGAAUCCACGGCACCGUUAACAACACGCAGCCCACCAACUUCUUGUUGAUGUUGAUGAUGUUAUUACUGGUUUCUUUUGUAUUCUAUAGAGUUUCUCUCCAAUGCUUUUAUAUGGUCACACCUUUAGAAAGUUUUAUACUGUUUAUAAAGCGUUGAUUUCUCAGAUUGCUGAGCAAAAAAGAAUGUAUUGUAUAUUACAAUGAACGUCUUAUUGUGUUUUUUACAAUGUGUAUCUAUCUGAUGUUUUUUUUAUUAAAACAAGACAAAAACCUUA
Messenger RNA from Pangasianodon hypophthalmus (striped catfish), 975 nucleotides. It is a transcript of the gene id1, whose product is annotated as inhibitor of DNA binding 1, HLH protein. The record is from RefSeq and is a predicted model, not a curated record. Bases 84 to 467 code for a protein of 127 amino acids. Gene Ontology annotation, molecular function: transcription regulator activity; protein dimerization activity. Lineage: Eukaryota; Metazoa; Chordata; Actinopteri; Siluriformes; Pangasiidae. Gene Ontology annotation, cellular component: cytoplasm; nucleus. The transcript is spliced from 2 exons. Gene Ontology annotation, biological process: negative regulation of transcription by RNA polymerase II; cell differentiation; circadian regulation of gene expression.